This is a messenger RNA of Phoenix dactylifera (date palm), 1509 nucleotides long. The record is from RefSeq and is a predicted model, not a curated record. Lineage: Eukaryota; Viridiplantae; Streptophyta; Magnoliopsida; Arecales; Arecaceae.
UCGGACCGGCAACCACAACCACCAACAUAUCCAUCGCAAGCUACUCGCAGCCAAAUACCCAAAAAGCUUCUACAAAGAGAAGGAAGAGAUACAAAACAAGAAAAUAUUGAGACGAGACAAGGGAGGAAGAAAGAGGAGAGCGAAGCCUCCCUUCCUCCUGUAUCUCUCAAUCCAACUGGAAGGAACAUCCGUUGAAUAAAACGUUCUCCUUCUCUUCUUCCAAGCAAUUUAUAAAAUCUUUUCCUGCUCAAAACCAUACUACUAUGUAUUUUGGAUAUUCUUGUCUCUCUCAUACAUAUCUAUAGAAUUUGUUGGUAUAAUCAACAAGGCCUCUAGAAAAUAUGAGUAAGCUCGCCAUGAAGUCAUCCUCUGAAUCACUUCCUUUGCCCCUUGGAGAACUUUCAAACGAUUCUACUUUGGAAGAAGAACACACCAUGCAUGUCUCUCUCUCUCUCUCUCUUAUUUCAGCUGCAAGGGCAGAUGCGAAGCUAUUAUUGAACUUGAUCCACGAUCACACCCAUGCAUCUAAAGAAGACGACGUCCGGAAGCCGCAACGUGUCACCGGGAUGAUGGCCAUCUUCGACGACAUAAAAUCUCGGCUCGACAGAUAUCAAGUCCCCAGGAAGAGAGAGGCUGAGCUCCGGCGGUGCAACACCGACCUCAGGCGUGGCUUUCCACCCAAGGAGAAGAAGCCUCAGGACCGGAUCGCCGAGGAGAACUGUAAGCUCCGGAAGGAGCUUAACUCGAGCAUGACGGCCCGCAAGAACCUCGAGAGCAUGUUCGCGAGCUUGGGGAAGGAGAAGGCCAUCAUGGCCGCCGAGCUCGCUCGGAAGGUGCAAGAGCUCAUUGAUACGGAGGAGCUCCUCGACGACCUCAAGGCACAGAAUGAGACGUUAACAGAGAAGGUGAAGGCCUGCGUAGCCGAACACAAGGCAAGGAGGAACAGCAUCGGCAUCCCCGGCGACUCGCCGCUGCAGGAGCGAAACAAGGUGCUGUCGGAGCAGCUGCUGAAGUCGUUGGAUGGGUAUCGAUCGAUGAAGAGGAAACUGAAGGAAGCUCAAGAGGAGAAUGCUAGAAUUGCUUCUAAAAUGGCAGCGGCGGCGGCGGAGGUGGCGGCGGGCAUCGAGAUGAUUCAUGGCUUGCGUGAAAGGAUCGGUAAGGGCGGCGAGGGGGUGGCGGGGAUCGACGAGGAGCUCGCGGCGGUGGAGCGGAUGCUUGUUAGAUCGCAUGGGAAGCUAGCUAAGGGAAGCCCGAAGAGUGGGGAGAGUGUGAAGCCGGUGGCUGAUUUGCCCGCAGACAAGCCUUCAGGUUUAGCAGCAGGUGAGUAGAGAGGCUAAGAAUGAAGAGGGAGGAAUUGUGUGCUCUUUUUUGGUUUUCCUUCUGAGUUUUUGUUUAGUGUAAUGGUUCUCAAUUUUCUUGUCAUGGAAAAUUAUAUAUACAUAUAUAUAUAUAUAUAUACAUAAAUAAAUAAAUAAAAGCACAGUGCGACCUCUGUCUUUCUUAUAUAUA